ACGGAGUAGGAUCAUAUGACCUGCAGGAAUCGCCAGCAACAGCGAGGAACAUGGCGUCUGCAUUGACUGUACCAGGCGUGUUCGCGGUGCUGUUUCUCUGCUUUGUGAGCACCGUGCAGCCCGUGGAGGCUUAUGACGGCGGGGACGCUGUGGCUCUGCUCUUGGGGAUGGCCAUCACGGUGGUCGGCUUCUGCGCGUGUCUCGGCUGGUACUCACGGAGACGCAGCGGACAGUUUUGAUACGACAUGAUGUAGGCCUACGGUCCGGAAAUGUCUCUUCUUGCCUCCUGAAACCCCGCGCCAAGCUGGUCGCUUUUUCCUGAACGUGUGGCGGAUAUAAAGGACUCUUGACACACUGGAGUGGAAGAAAAAGGCGACUCGACUCGAGGGUCCGAGAUCGAAAAGACUGAAGUUUUAUUAUAACACCAAGCCGGAGAGACAGUACGCUGUGUAAAAGUCAACAUGGACUUUUAGUGGACACACCGGAAUCAUGGCGUUCAAGCACAUCUGUACGACAUUAGGACUCUCCUUUACUUUGAUGUACACGACUGGACUUCCUUUUCUUCCUCCUGCUAUAACGUUACACAUAACUCUGUCAUUCCACUUUUAUUCCCUGAAACAUGUGCCCUGAAUUAAUUCUUCAGAUUUUAAGCACUGAAAGUCUUGUUGCCCCUGCUGUUUUGCACUUCAAAUAUAUAGUUUUAAUAUCGUGAACUAUACCUGAAAGAUCAUUGCUUCUUGCAUAUGCUUAUUUUCUGUAUUAAACUCUAUGAAUGCCCCA
This is a messenger RNA of Clarias gariepinus (North African catfish), 780 nucleotides long. RefSeq names its product small integral membrane protein 30-like. Lineage: Eukaryota; Metazoa; Chordata; Actinopteri; Siluriformes; Clariidae. The coding region runs from base 51 to 239 and encodes 62 amino acids. The record is from RefSeq and is a predicted model, not a curated record. The transcript has a single exon.